Molecule: messenger RNA, 4001 nt
Organism: Portunus trituberculatus (swimming crab)
Lineage: Eukaryota; Metazoa; Arthropoda; Malacostraca; Decapoda; Portunidae
Gene: Eip93F
Product: mucin-5AC-like
Exons: 6
Coding region: 302-3178 (958 amino acids)
Biological process (GO): regulation of transcription by RNA polymerase II
Cellular component (GO): nucleus
Molecular function (GO): DNA binding
Source: RefSeq, a predicted model, not a curated record
CCUGCCUGCCUGCCUGCCUGCCUGCCUCACCUCACCUGCAUGUGUAGAAACAGGGAUGGAAGCGCGCGGAGGUGGUAUAAGACUCAGACACGUGCAGGAGGGCUGUAGUGUGGGACGUGAGCGCUCGUCUCUCCUGCCUGGACUGACUGAAUGCCUCUUAUCGCCCGAAGCGUGGCCACCUCACCGCUUCUGCACCUAGCCAGUGGAUCUCCAAGUGCUCUAGCCAGCCAUGCUCUUCCCAGCCAGUGUGCAGGGCAAGAGCUGAGAGAUUUGAAGUUUGGAACGCGUGCUGGAAGAGCUGAUGGGAGAGUCCGCAUUUCUUAAAGUGCGUUCCGACUUGUAUCCGAGUCCUGGGGGCGAGCGCAGCCCCCGCCCCAUCCCUGACACCGCCCUACCACAAGACUGGGACCCUACCGCCCCCUGCUUCGUCUGCCUGGGCACCAGUCAUGCCUCCACACAGGCCGAGUGGUCCCCGCGAGAGGGCGCCACACCCAGCACAAGUGUAGCAGACUCGCCGGGGGACUCUGCUUUCUCGCCACCGCCGCCCACCACUCAUCCGCAGCAGCCCGAGGAAGCCGCCGAGGCCACGCUUGACCUGUCUACCCCACGCCAGUCCUCCACACCCACGUCCACCUCGGGGGGCUGUGUGCCGCCGCUCCCAGUCUGUCCCGAGGGGAGGAGCGUGGCGGUAGGGCCGGUGGCGGGCCUCACCUCGGAGCUGGGGCCGCGCCUGCCCAUCGGUCUGUAUACCGCCAACUUGCCGCCACACCUGCUGCCAUGGAUCCUCUCAUCACACCUGCAUCACCUGGCCAGGGUGCACCAGGCCCCAGAGGAGAUGUGCGAGGACAGAGACCAGCAGCCCCUGGACCUCAGUGCCAAGUCCCACGUGGAGAGUGUCAAGAGGGAGGGUGGAGUCUCGUCCAGCACCCCUCCUCCCACCAACCCACUCUUCCCCUCUUACGAGAGAGUCGUGCACCACACCGUCACCCUUGAAACCAAAAUUAAUUCUACUAGAGGUCGGCGGCGAGGUGACCUAAGCAAGCGGUCGUACACGGAGGAGGAACUGCAGGCAGCGUUGAGGGACAUUCAGAGUGGCAAGUUGGGCACGCGGAGAGCAGCUGUCAUCUAUGGCAUCCCACGCUCCACACUCCGCAAUAAGGUGUACAAACUCGCCAUGGAGCGGGACAGAAACAAGAAGCUGGUGGAGCAGAGUAAUGACACGAUGCAGACCGACGCUCCAAAUUUCUCGCAGCGCUAUAACGGGCGCAGCACGGCAGGCGGCGGAGGCGGCGGAGGCGGCACGGUGGACGAGGAGGCGAAGGCUUCCCCGGAGAGCAUCAGAAGUUUGCUGCAGAGCAAGAUGGUGGAGAAGCUGGAGGAGAUCAGCCGCAAGAGUGGCGGUAUGAGUGACUCGCGGCCGGCAGUGGAGGCGGCCCUGAAGCACCUCCUGGACAACAUUCCCAAGCUGGCCCUCAACAAGGACAACGUGCAGGCGUCCACUGAGGUGCUCAAUAGCAUCUCCUUCAUCCCGCAGUUGAAUGAUUUUGUCAAGAAAAUAGCAGAAGACCGAUACAACGAAGAACUACAAAGAAGUAAAUUGAGAUUAAAUGGAUCAGUUGAAAUCCACGCCAUCAACGGUCUUAAGAAUGACCCAUGUGACCUUAGCGUACCGUCCUACUCUCCAUCCUGCAACGGCCUCCUCAAGGCAGAGUCUGACACCACCGCCUCAGACUCCAACCAUUCUAGUCAGCCUCUCAUCUCCUCUCUAUCCAGUCCUAAUCUCAAAGAAAUGAUCGCGCAGAUGAUUGGCCAGAAACUGGGCUGUGAAGUGCCCACUGGUAAGGACACACCGGCAGCCAGCAACUCCCAACUGCUUCCGCCCACGUCCUCUGCCAGGGAGCUGCAGACCAAGGCUGGAGCCGACAAACAGGAUCAGGUGAAGAAGACACAAGUUUCGUCGACCACAACAGGAGGUAAAGGCUCGCGACCCAAGAGAGGAAAGUAUCGCAAUUAUGAUCGUGACAACCUGCUAAAGGCGGUGCAGGCGGUGCAGAGCGGCGAGAUGAGCGUACACAGAGCAGGCAGCUUCUACGGUGUGCCGCACUCUACACUGGAGUACAAGGUGAAGGAGAGACACCUAAGCCGCGGUAAGAAUAAGAAGGACAAUUCUUCUCCAUCCGUCUCCGCCUCCUCCUCCGCCUCCACCUGCACGCAGGCGGUGGACCGAGGCAGGAGGGACACUGGUAGAUCAAUUAGGACACCGGCAGACACUACUGUGAGUCACCUGGAGGUGGCCAGGACUCCCGGGGACAGCACCACCAUCCAAGCAGACACUACAUCCACCAUUGAUCUCACGGGUGAUGACAACUCCCAGGGCGGCGAGAGCUCGGGAAUCUUGCCCGCAGUGAAAAAAGCUCGCAUGGAAAAUGAAGCUUCGCCUUACUCCACCUUUCCUCCUCUCUCCUCAACAUCCUUGUCUUCCCCACCUGUCUCCGCUACGUCCCUCUCCUCCUCGCCCCUGCUGACCAGCCCCUUCUCCAUCUGGAAUGGCACUACCUUAGUGCCUCCCUUCCUCUCCAGGUACCAGCAAGAUCCCUUCUACGCUUCCCAAAUGAUCCGUAGGUUCCAAGAGGCUGCCGUCAAGAGCCAUACCUCCAACCCUGGAAGUCUGGAGCGUGAACCUUCCCCUGUCAACUCCCAAGACACCCCUGCAACCCAGCCUUACCAGGGCAGCGUGCUGGACGCUCUGCUGAGGGGCAAGGCUGCCGUCACGCGCACGCCCACCACCACCACCACCACCACCGCUGUUCGGCCUGCCGUCAUCACCACUAGCAGCACCAGCACCAGCACCAGCACCAGCCCGCUCCCCAGUGCUGAGACCUCUUGGCAGGUCUCCUCUAGUCUGCUGAGUCUGACGAAGGGCCUGGUGAUGGAGCAGCAGCAAGGAGAGGAUACCGGGGUGUCGCCUCUUGCACAAACCUCAGGAGUGAUGGCCUUCAACCCCCUGUAUUCCCUACCCACUCUCGCUUCCCGCACCUCCCUGGCCUCCGCUCUGCAGAAGCGCGCCUCGCCCAGCGACACCCUGAGAGACUCGUCCAGCCCUGAAGUAGACAUCGUGCCAUUGCCUCUCGUUAAAGAGGGGCGGCAUCCCACGCCCGUGGCUGCUGAUCAGCCCUGAGGUGUAAGCGUCACCAGUCAUGCCUCCUUUCACUCCUUUGCUUUCUCCACAAGGGAAAUGUUUAAGCUUUUGACUGGAAACAAGAUUCCUGCCACUCUUCCUCCCUCCACUCCGCCAUCUUCACUCUGGUUCUUUCUGCCUCGGAGAACACUUCAGUGGUUGUUUUUUUUUCAGCCAUGAACGACAGACUCCAUCCUCAUAUUUAUAGUGAAUAAUUACAACAUUCCUAUAAUUUUAUCUUGAUUCCAUAGAGUAAUGUACCUUAAUAAUGUAAUUCACUUGAGGAUAAUAUAUUUCACUGUAUUUCUUGUAUAAAAAAAAACCAUGAACAUUGUUUAUAGAUCAAUUUUACAAAGAAAAUUCCAAGUGUUGUGCAAAGUGUGUCACCGUACAAGAUCCGAGUGUUGGUCAGCUGGACGUCCUUACAAACCAAACCAAGCCAAAACAAACCAUACCAAGCGUUCUCUGUCAGUGUCCAGUGUGGCAGCGGCGGUGCUGUGAUAAUAGUGAUGAUGGUGAUGACGGCCACAGUGUGGUGAUGUUGAGGCCAGGCGAAGAUGGCAGUGUUCAUUGGCAAUCGAAGAAGACGUGAAACAAACCGUCACGUCAAGUCUGUGUCACGACCUUGGCGUCCAGGGCACCACGCCGCUCAAGGUCACGUCCCGGCACCGGUGCGCGCUGCCAACUGGCCACCACUUCCACUGCAAGCUGACACUCACCCCAGCGUGUUGCCCUCGAGGAGCUGGGAUGAUGUGGCCCACCUAUCCACCACCACCGUGCACUACCCGCCGUGGUGACGACUCUCCAUGAUACUCACCCAGCU